AUGAAAAGAAAGGCAGAAAUAAAAGUAGAAGUAAACAUAAAGAAGCAGAGGAAUUGCAGGCGUAAUCAUAGAGUGAACUGGGUAAGAGGAAAGCUGAUCGGAGGAAGAUAUGGGUCUGUUCAUCUUGCCACUUCCACGAAACCCAUAACACGGUUUUGUCGUAGGCCUGAAAUUAUGGUGGUGAAAUCGUCUAAUGGGGUGCCGUGUUUAAGGUCUGUCCAGCAUGAGGCAGAGGUGCUCAUCAAACUUAAGGGCUGCCCUUCUGUUAUUGAGUGCUAUGGUGGACAAUUCACCGCCGAUAAGAAUGUGCUAUGGUGGACAAUUCACGCCGAUGAGAAUGGUGAGAAGGUCUACAAUUUGUUCUUGGAAUAUGCCUCUGGCGGAAGCCUUGAUCAUCUGAUCAAGAAAUCCGACGGUUGUGGAUUGCCGGAAUCUGAGGUUAGGUGGUAUACCAAGUCAAUUCUUGAAGGGGUUAAGCACAUUCACCAGUGUGAUUAUGUUCACUGCGAUUUGACCCCAGAGAACAUUCUGCUUGUGCCUACCACCACAAGUUGUGGAAGUACUAGUUUGGUGGCAAAGAUAGCCGAUUUCGGAUUGGCUAAGAGAACAAAAGAAAAUGUCGGUGGAUCUGGAUGUAGAGGCUCUCCAAUGUAUCUGUCCCCAGAAGCUUUGCUUGACAAGUUGCAGGAUCAGCCCUCUGCAAUUUGGUCUGUUGGUUGCAUUGUGCUUGAGAUGCUCACCGGGAAGCCCCCAUGGGAUACGAGUUAUUGUUGGAAGCCUAGGGAUUUCCUGAACAAGCUGGUUGUUGACUCUCCCAAGAUUCCAGCUAAAAUCUCAAAGGAGGGGAGGGAUUUUCUAAAGAUCUGCCUGGCCUUCAAUCCCUGUAAAAGGUUAACUGCAGAAGAGCUCUUAUCUCAUCCGUUCGUUGCUCAGUCAAUACCACCAGAAGAAUAUAAUGGAGCUUCACAAUCUGAUACUGCAAGUGUAACUUUGAGUUCAAGCAGUGAAGAAGUGACUCUGCUUUGA
Molecule: messenger RNA, 1026 nt
Organism: Prunus mume (Japanese apricot)
Lineage: Eukaryota; Viridiplantae; Streptophyta; Magnoliopsida; Rosales; Rosaceae
Source: RefSeq, a predicted model, not a curated record